AAGAACGCAGAGUGGAGAGGAUAACAAUCCAUCCGGACUACGACUACACCAACAUGCAGAAUGACGUGGCCGUCUUGAAACUAUCACGAGAUGCCGAUUACACCGAUUACGUGCGCCCCGCUUGCCUCUGGAGCGACGCCGCUGAUGAUAAUGUAAUUGGAAAAUUAGGCACCGUCAUCGGAUGGGAUAACGAGAAAGAACGACAAAUCGAAGAUACUCUGCAAGAAGCCCAAAUGCAAGUCAUCGAUACGUUCACCUGUAUCUCCGCCAAACCAAAAUUCUACAGCAAAGUCACGUCGACGAACACGCUGUGCGCCGGAUAUAAGAACAGUACUUAUGUUUGCAACAGCGAUUCGGGCGGUGGAAUGUACUUUUCGAAAACGACAUCGAGAGGAGAGGUGUGGGAGCUGAGAGGGUUGAUCUCCGUCACUUUAGCGAUUCGGCACGAACGCUGCGAUCCGUACAAUUACGUGGUGUUUAGCGAUUUGGCGCACCAUAAGCAAUGGUUGAACUCUGUACUGAUUGAUUAAAUAAAUUUGUUA
This is a messenger RNA of Nicrophorus vespilloides, 542 nucleotides long. Its product is annotated as chymotrypsin-like elastase family member 2A. Gene Ontology annotation, biological process: proteolysis. NCBI's taxonomy places the organism in Eukaryota, Metazoa, Arthropoda, Insecta, Coleoptera, Silphidae. The record is from RefSeq and is a predicted model, not a curated record. Gene Ontology annotation, molecular function: serine-type endopeptidase activity. The transcript has 3 exons. Bases 54 to 530 code for a protein of 158 amino acids.